GGUGCUGGGUCUGAGCGAGCUGCUGCUGGAGUGCGGGCGCACGGGCAUGGCGGCGGCCAAAGGCGACGUCGUGUGGGGGCGUCAGCGCCAAGGACAUCUUCUCUUCCCUGGACUACGGGCCUGCGCCCGAGAGCCCUCGUUGGCACUGGCUGGCUAGGACACCCAGGGCUCAAACCUGGGCCACUUUGUGAAUGGAAAGUGGCUGAAACCCGAGGGCCAAGGCACCAUCAGCUGUAGGGACCAGUCCUCAGGUGAGUUCCUGGCCAACUGCUUCCAGGCCGACACUGAAGAUGUGGUUUUGGCCGUGGAUGUGGCUCAGCAGGCUUUUGAAGGAUGGAGCCGGCUCCCCGGGCCCACUCGGGCCCAGCACCUGAUCAGGCUGGCAGAGACAAUGCAUAAGCAUCAGAAGCUUCUGUGGAUUCUUGAGGCGCUGGCAUCGGGCCGGGUGGUGCGCGAGGUCCGGGAUGGGGACAUUCCUCUGGCCCACCAGCUGCUGCAGUACCAUGCGUGCUGGGCCCAGACUCAGGAGCAGGCCCUUUCAGGAUGGGCGCCCAUGGGAGUGGUCGCAGUCAUUCUCCCGCCCACAUUCUCCUUCAUUGAGAUGAUGUGGAGAGUCUGCCCAGCCCUGGCUGUGGGCUGUACUGUGGUGGUCCUUGGAGGCCCAACCUCUCUGACCUCACUACUUGUGGCCCAGCUGAGUAAGGAGGCUGGGCUGCCUCCCGGUGUCUUGAAUGUGGUCAUGGGGACCACCUCCCUAGAGACCAUGCUCCCCAACCUGCCCAACAUUGCCAAGAUCACCUUCUGUGGGACUGUGGAGGAAGGCAAGGCCCUGCGUAGGGCGCUAGCCAGUAGCGGUGCCGACCUCUCCCUGAGCUUGGGCACAGAGUCUCUGCUGGUGAUCACAGAUACCGCAGACCUGGACUCGGCGGUGGAAGGGGUGGUGGACGCAGCCUGGUCGGACCGCAGCCCGGGGGGGCUGCGGCUGCUGGUUCAGGCGGCUGAGUGGGAACGGGUCCUGGAGAAACUCAAGGCCCGCAUGUGUAGGCUGCGUCAAGGCCGGAGCUUGGACUGGGCCGUGGACAUGGGCACGCCUGGGGCCUCUGCCUGGGAAAAGGCCCAGAAAUACGUUCAGGAAGCGCAGAAGCAAGGGGCCCAGAUAUUCCAAGCUGGAAACAUCCCCCCAGACAGCCCAUUCUUCCCCCCGACGCUGAUCCUGGGUCUGGCCCCAGCAAGCCCGUGUGCCCAGGCAGAGGUUCCGUGGCCUGUGGUUGUGCUGUCUCCCUUUCGCACAGCAAAAGAGGCACUGGCUAUGGUCAACGGCACCCCUCGAGGGGGCAGUGCCAGUGUGUGGAGCGAGCGGCUCACCUUGGCCCUGGACCUGGCAUAUAAGCUCCGAAUGGGCACGGUUUGGAUCAAUGCCCACGGACUCAAGGAUGCUGCUGCCCCAGUGGGUGGCUGCAAGGAGAAUGGAUCAUCCUGGCAUGGGGGCCCUGAUGGCCUCUAUGAAUACCUAAAGCCUGUGGGCUGCCCACCCUGGUCUGCGAUACACAUGGAGCUCGUGGACUAUGACAAGUUUGGCCUGUCAGUGCCACCUGUGCUGCCCUCCGGCCCUGACACCUCCUCCCCCAGCAAGGCUGCCCCAUAUGGGAUCUUUUUGGCUGGCCGCUUCCAGAAUCCUUCCAGCCGUAGCUCAAGGCCCAUCAUGGGCUCCAGCGGGAACGUCUAUGCCCACGUGGCGGAGGGUGGUGCCAAGGACAUUCGAGUGGCUGUGGAAGCGGCACACCAGGCGGCAGCCCCCUGGGCUAAUCGAGUGCCAGGGAGCCGGGCAUCAGCGCUAUGGGCAUUGGCUGAUGCAUUGUCCCAGAGGGGCCAGGCACUGGUGGAACAGCUGAUGGAGGUGACGGGCGUUGACCUUGCGGGUGCUAGGACUGAAGUAGGCCUGAGCAUUGCCCGGCUGCAGGACUGGGGAGCACAGGUCCACACCCAAGGAGUCGGCCUACACAGUGCUGGCCACCACGGGCCUUUUCUGCGAGUCCGAGAGGCCCUGGGAGUGCUGGGCAUCGUCUGCCCAGAGGAGUGGCCCCUGCUCGCCUUUGUGUCUCUCCUGGCCCCAGCCUUGGCCUAUGGCAGUGCUGUCAUCAUUGUGCCAAGCGGGAUCUGUCCGCUGCCAGCCCUCCAGCUCUGCCAGGAUGUAGCCUCUCUGCUUCCCCCUGGGCUGGUGAACGUGGUGACAGGGGACAGGGACCACCUUACCCGCUGUCUGGCCCUUCAUCAGGAUGUCCCUGCCCUGUGGUAUUUUGGCUCUGUCCAGGGCUCCUCGUUUGUGAGAUGGGCCUCAGCUGGGAACCUAAAGGCAACAUGGGUGAGCUGGGGUCAGAAGCGAUCCUGGGAUCAAGAGGCGGAGGGAGCCGGCCCCGAGCUGUGCCUCCGGGCAGCCCGUACAAAGGCUCUCUGGCUGUCUUUGGGAGACAUCUAAGCCCCCACUUCAGUCCUGUGACCCACUGCUGCCGGGCACCUGGAGGGAGCCCAGACUUGUCCCUCAUCGUGCUCCCUACCUUGAAUAAAUGAUCUUAUGGA
Messenger RNA from Dromiciops gliroides (monito del monte), 2577 nucleotides. RefSeq names its product aldehyde dehydrogenase 16 family member A1 (gene ALDH16A1). The record is from RefSeq and is a predicted model, not a curated record. Gene Ontology annotation, molecular function: oxidoreductase activity, acting on the aldehyde or oxo group of donors, NAD or NADP as acceptor. The coding region runs from base 392 to 2476 and encodes 694 amino acids. NCBI's taxonomy places the organism in Eukaryota, Metazoa, Chordata, Mammalia, Microbiotheria, Microbiotheriidae. The transcript has 17 exons.